GUCAGUGAAGGGAAGAAUAUGGAAGGAAGCACGUCGCCCCCAGGAGCUAGCAGUCCACCGGGGAAGGCGACGUCCUAACGGACGCCCAGCCCCGCCUAUAAAAUCCCAACGGAUCUCCGGCCGUAACCACAGACACACGCAUCAUCGUCUACCUCUCGUGCGAACCGUACAGAGCCAUGGGGAUAAUGAGAGGCGCGGUGCUGCUCGGCGCCGUGGUGCUGCUGUGCGCGCUCGGGCACGGCGGAGCGCAGCGGUACGAGGCCAUCUACAGCUUCGGCGACUCCAUCUCGGACACCGGCAACCUGUGCGUGGGCGGCUGCCCGGCGUGGCUCACCACGGGGCAGUCACCGUACGGCGAGACCUUCUUCAAGCGCCCCACCGGCCGCUGCUCCGACGGCCGAGUCAUCAUCGACUUCCUCGCGGAGCACUUUGGUCUGCCGCUGCUGCCGGCGUCCAAGGCCGGCGGCGACUUCAAGAAGGGCGCCAACAUGGCGAUCAUCGGCGCCACCACCAUGGACUUCGACUUCUUCAAGUCCAUCGGCCUCAGCGACAAGAUAUGGAACAACGGCCCCCUCAACACGCAGAUCCAGUGGUUCCGCCAGCUCCUCCCCUCCGCCUGCGGCAAGGACUGCAAGCGGCACCUGUCCAAGUCCCUGUUCGUCGUCGGCGAGUUCGGCGGCAACGACUACAACGCGGCGCUCUUCUCCGGCCGGACCAUGGCCGACGUGCGGGGGUACGUGCCGCAGGUGGUGAGCCACAUCGUGCGCGGGCUGGAGUCGAUGAUACGGCUGGGCGCCAUGGACGUGGUGGUGCCGGGGGUGCUGCCCAUCGGGUGCUUCCCCAUCUACCUCACCCUCUACGGCACCUCCAACGGCGCCGACUACGACGCCGACGGCUGCCUCAGGAGCUACAACGACCUCUCCUCCCACCACAACUCGCUGCUGAGACGGAGCCUGUCCAACCUCCAGAGGACCUACCCGCACACCAGGAUCAUGUAUGCCGAUUUCUACUCACAGGUCAUCCACAUGAUCCGGGCACCUCAGAACUUCGGGUUGAAGUACGGCCUGAAGGUGUGCUGCGGCGCCGGCGGGCAGGGCAAGUACAACUACAACAACAAGGCGAGGUGCGGCAUGUCCGGCGCCAGCGCCUGCUCCGAUCCCCAGAACUACCUCAUCUGGGACGGCAUCCACCUCACGGAGGCCGCCUACCGCUCCAUCGCCAACGGGUGGCUCAAGGGCCCCUACGCCACACCACGAAUCCUGCACUGAUUGUAAUUAGCAGUAGUAUUGAUUUGCUUGAUGGGUUCAGUUCUGGAAUGGCUGGCGUGAGUGCGAUGGGGCUGAUCGAUGUGUAUGUGUGUGAGUGUAACUGCUAAUUUAUUUAUGAUGGGAUGUAUCUAGUUGUUGGUUA
Messenger RNA from Lolium rigidum, 1410 nucleotides. Its product is annotated as GDSL esterase/lipase At5g45910-like. The record is from RefSeq and is a predicted model, not a curated record. Bases 177 to 1268 code for a protein of 363 amino acids. The transcript has 4 exons. Gene Ontology annotation, molecular function: hydrolase activity, acting on ester bonds. Lineage: Eukaryota; Viridiplantae; Streptophyta; Magnoliopsida; Poales; Poaceae.